AUGAGAGGGGUGAAGGUACGAUAUCUGAAUUUUGAAGUGCGACUGGAAAUAGAGCUGGAUCGGUCCAAGCAACAAGACCAGAACUUAUCGUACUCCAGUUUCUCAAGCAAUUUACAGGGACAGGGUGUUGAAGCCAAUGUCUUUUCGUAUGGUUAUGGUUUUCGUAUGGUUAUGGUCCGUUCAAACGGGUCAAAUUUUCUUGAGAGUUUUGCUUGUUUGGGCUUGGCUCUUUGCCUCUUUGUGUUUUUGGUACUUGGCAUCGGUUGCACUGUCCGCAUGGUUGUCGAUUUGCCGUCAGGGACUUCGGGGUAG
This is a messenger RNA of Dovyalis caffra, 312 nucleotides long. The record is from the annotation of a GenBank genome assembly. NCBI's taxonomy places the organism in Eukaryota, Viridiplantae, Streptophyta, Magnoliopsida, Malpighiales, Salicaceae.